This is a messenger RNA of Pseudovirgaria hyperparasitica, 1310 nucleotides long. RefSeq names its product integral membrane protein-like protein. Lineage: Eukaryota; Fungi; Ascomycota; Dothideomycetes; Acrospermales; Acrospermaceae. Gene Ontology annotation, biological process: fungal-type cell wall organization. Gene Ontology annotation, cellular component: cell cortex of cell tip; plasma membrane. Bases 247 to 1176 code for a protein of 309 amino acids. The record is from RefSeq and is a predicted model, not a curated record. The transcript has 2 exons.
CACUCUGCUGAAUCGCUGGUGUUCCGUACAAGUUUGGGUGUUGCGUGGCUAUGCCCCACGUCAAUGGUGUCUUAGUCGAUGCCAAAUUGUCCGACAGUAUUGUUCUGGAAUAUUGGUCGGCCUGUGGGGCGAUUGCAAAGUGAAUGUGUGCUAUGAAACUUCUUCCCGGCUGUAAGUUAUAUACCUCGACGGUUUCUUGGAGGCAAUUAUAGGACUUGCUGGUCUCGCAGAGCUGAGUCCUUUGACAUGUCUAGAACACGACAAGAUGAUACGCCAACUGAUGUUGCAGUCGAACGAAGCCACGAUCUAUCGGAAGUCCAGAUCAAACGGGCAACGCGCACACGCAAGAUAUUUGCACUGCUGAGCUCUUUUUGUCUGUUACUCACGGUAAUCUUCCUUAUUCUGGUCGAAGUAGGCGGUACUACUACUUCGUCAGUUCGAACGCAAAUAUACUUCAUCAACCUCGACCUGAGCAAUAUUGUCCCGCUCAGCGUGCCUAAUGCACCUCUUCUAAACUCAAUUGCGCGGACGCUUGGAUUACACGAUUUUUAUCGCGUCUACUUGUGGGGAUUUUGCGAAGGAUACAAUGGCGAAGGUGUGACCAAGUGCUCUGACCCAGAAACCUUGUAUUCUUUCAAUCCAGUCGAGAUCCUGAGAAGCGAGUUGCUCGCAGGUGCCAGCAUUCAGCUGCCCGCAAACAUCAACGACAUCCUUGACCUCAUCCGGCUGGUCUCGCACUGGAUGUUUGGGCUUUUCCUUUCUGGCGCUGUACUCUCUUUCGUUCUGAUCUUCGUGGUACCUUGGGGCAUAUACAGUCGAUGGGCUUCACUUCCCAUUUCGAUCCUCGCUUUCACGAAUGCUUUGAUCAUAACGGUAGCAUGUGUAAUUGCAACGGUCAUGUUCGUCAUCUUCAAAAAUGUCAUCGCAGGAGUAUCGGAGCUCAACAUCAGAGCAAGUAUCGGUGUUGAAAUGUUUGCAUUCAUGUGGAUUGCGUCUGGAUUCGCGAUAAUCACCUGGCUCAUUCACUUAGGUCAAUGCUGUUGCUGCGCAUCGAGGAGAGAUGUGAGGACAGGUCGAAGGAAAGGAAAUAAAAAGGCAUAUGAGCCCAGUGGGAACGUGGGGACCGAGAAGCCAUCAAGCCGUAUGAGGAGAAGAUUUUGGAAGAGGUCUAGUUAAAUGAGGGAGAGUUCUCAGGAGCUCCCAUCGUGUCUGGAAUGCGCCUUUGCCUUACGGUUGCGAAUAUGUCCAAAUAUCCCUUUCGGGUAUUCUGAGGCAAUGUACUGAGAUAGAGUAAAUUUAAUAUUGUUGAC